This is a messenger RNA of Hemibagrus wyckioides, 2992 nucleotides long. It is a transcript of the gene inpp5ka, whose product is annotated as inositol polyphosphate-5-phosphatase Ka. NCBI's taxonomy places the organism in Eukaryota, Metazoa, Chordata, Actinopteri, Siluriformes, Bagridae. The record is from RefSeq and is a predicted model, not a curated record. The transcript is spliced from 14 exons. Gene Ontology annotation, molecular function: phosphatidylinositol-3,4,5-trisphosphate 5-phosphatase activity; phosphatidylinositol-4,5-bisphosphate 5-phosphatase activity; inositol bisphosphate phosphatase activity. Gene Ontology annotation, cellular component: cytoplasm; plasma membrane; ruffle. The coding region runs from base 245 to 1732 and encodes 495 amino acids. Gene Ontology annotation, biological process: negative regulation of peptidyl-serine phosphorylation; negative regulation of insulin receptor signaling pathway; phosphatidylinositol dephosphorylation.
UUUAGCAAAUCCAGUGCACUAGCUAGGCUGUAGAAUCCGUCACGUUGUCCUUACUAUGUAGGGCAUGUGUGUAGGGAUCAGUGCGCGAUUUAGGAGUGAGCCGUUAAGCGUCCGGUUGUAAACAGUGAGGAAGUGGGCGGUGCGGUUAAAAUAGUUUACUACAGUCCUAAACCAGUACAGUAAAGACCCUACAGACUGGUGGAGGGACUGGAUACGGGAUUAUUCUCCACUUUAUGGUGAAGCGAUGGAGCAGGAAACAUUAAUAGCACUGAACUCUCUCAGUCUGGAGCAGAAGAGGCUCAACAUCGACACGUUCAGGCUCUUCAUGGUCACCUGGAACGUGGCUACAGCGGAGCCUCCUGAAGACAUCACGUCUCUCCUGCAGCUGAAUUCGCUGAACAAAGCAGACCUCUAUGUGAUCGGGUUACAGGAAGUGAGAGCAGCACCUCUGAAGUUCGUCACAGAUCUAGCUUUUGGAGAUUCCUGGAGCUCCCUGUUUAUGAAUACGUUGACUCCUCUGGGUUAUAUUAAAGUGUCCGCUGUGAGGAUGCAGGGUCUGCUGCUGCUCUUCUUCUCUAAGUUAGAGCACGUCCCCUAUAUUAGAGAAAUCCGGACCACAUACACUCGCACCGGGAUCUACGGAUACUGGGGAAAUAAAGGCGGGGUCAGCAUCCGUUUCUCCUUGUAUGGUCAUUCUCUCUGCUUCCUCAACUGUCACCUGUCAGCGCACAUCCAUAACGCCUCUGAGAGAGUGGAGGAGUUUGAGCACAUCCUCAACUCCCAGACCUUUGACGACAAAAACACUCUGUCUGUUUUAGACCACAAGCUCGUCUUCUGGUUCGGAGACUUGAAUUUUCGUAUCGAAGACCACGGGAUGCACUUCAUCCGCAACUGCAUCAACAGCAAGAAUUUCAACCUGCUGUGGACUAAAGACCAGCUGAAUAUGAUGAAAAAGAAGAUUCCCAGACUGCAGCAGUUUGAAGAAGGACCUCUCAAUUUUCAGCCUACCUACAAAUUCGACUUGAACUCCGAUAAAUACGACUCAAGGCUACAGACGGCUUGGUUCGGUCUUACCGCGAAAAAGCGCAAGCCCGCAUGGUGCGAUCGGAUCCUGUGGUGGAUGAACCCCAAACCUCCACCUCAGAAUUCAGAUAAAAAGCAUAACGACGCUGACGCUGAUGAUGAUGAUGAUGAUGAAGAGCAGAAGCGGCUUGAGAAGACGUCGGAUGAAUUUCCUCUCCGAGUCGUACAGGACACUUACACCAGCAACAUGGAGUACAGCGUCAGUGACCAUAAACCCGUCAUCGGCGUCUUCACACUGGAGCUGAUGAAGAUGUACGAGACUCCUCUGGUUCAUGUGAGUGCUGAGGGAGAAUGGAGUGCAGACAUGGACGCUGUGGUGACUUACAGUCCUCUGGAGCAGUUUCCUUCCAGUGCCUGGGACUGGAUUGGCCUUUAUAAGGUUGGCUUCCAGAGUGUUUAUGACUACAUCACCUAUACCUGGGUAAAGGAUGACCAGGUGGCCUUCAGUAAUGAGCUCAUCCAGGUGUAUGUAAGCAAGGAGGAGAUCCCGGUCAGAGGCGGUGAAUGUGUCCUGUGUUACUACAGUAGUAACCUGCAGUGCAUUGUGGGUAUCAGCGAACCUUUUAAAGUUCACGAGUCACAAGCGGCGAUUGAAGAAGGCUUUUUAUUCGAGAACGUUAACAGAUACGACCAGACUCUGUCCAGUUAGGACCACAUGAAGAAGCCGGUUAAAGCUGAUCAGCAUUCGAUGCUCUUUCUGCUUUGGAAGAAAAAAAACCCGAAGAGUUUAUGACGCAAGUGCAAUUUUUAUCCGAUCUCGGUUUUUGUUUAUUUUACCCUGUGUUGCCUUUUUUUUCCCAGCGAUAUUGGUCAGGCCUUUAAUUUAAUUAUUUUAACUAUAAGCCUAUAAAAUGUCAAUAAAGCAUGCUCUGAACGAAAACUUUAAUUUAGAAACUUUUUAAUCUUGGACUUAAAUGUCUUUAAGGUCAUUGUAAUAUUUUUAAGGUGUUUUAUGUCCUUUUUAUUCCCCCAGCUCAAUUCUGUUCAUGUACUGUAAUCUCUGUUGCCAGUGUUAUUUUAUAGCUCAUCAUGUUUAUUUACAUCUUUUACAAAAGAAGAAUGUAAUGUAGAAAACUUUGCACUGAUUCCUUGUGUGUGUGUGUGUGUGUGUGUAGUUUGUACAACACUUUAUGCUAUGUUACAUUGAUGAGAAUUUAAUUAUUUUACUCGUAUUCCUGUUUUUUAUUUAUGUUAGUAUGAUUUGUCCAUUAUUUUAAAGAUGUGUUGUCUAUACAUUAUAUAAAUAUAUAAGUUUAUUUGAAUAUAUGACUACACUGAUUUUUUUUUAACUGUGUAAUUUACACCCAUUAGGCAUAACAUUAUGACCGCUGAGAGGUGACGUGAAUAACUCUGGUGAUCUCCUCAUCAUGGCACCUGUUAGUGGGUGGGAUAUAUUAGAUAUAUUAGUUAGAAGCAGGAAAAAUGGACAAGUGUGAGGAUUUGAGCGAGUUUGAAGAUUGUGAUGGCUAGACCACUGGAUCAGAGCAUGUCCAAAACUGCAGCUCUUGUGCGGUGUUCCUGGUCUGCAGUGGUCAGUAUCUAUCAAAAGUGGUCCAAGGAAGGAACAGUGGUGAACCGGUGACAGGGUCAUGGACAGCCAAGGGUCAUUGAUGCACGUGGGUCCGUGUGAUCCGAUCCAAAAAAUGAGCUACUGUUGCUCAGAUUGCUGAAGAAGUUAAUGCUGGUUCUGAUAGAAAGGUGUCAGAAUACACAGUGCAGGACGGGUCAGCAAAACAGGGACCAACACCAAUAUUAGGCAGGUGGUCAUAAUGUUAUGCCUGAUCUGUGUUUAAUGUAAAAAAAAAAAAAUACAUAAAUGAUAACAUUUCUUUAUCUGUCUAGACUAAACUGUUUUCUAAAUAUAUCUGAAAAACGUGAUGCUUAUUAAUUAUUUUUGGCACAAUUUUAU